GGAAACUGCAGCAAGUUAGCGCAUGCGCACCAUCAUUGUUUAGUUUCCUGAUCAGCUGUAGCAAUGCACAAGCUAAAAUCAGCCCAGAAAGAGAAAGUAAAGCAGUUUAUAUCCUUCACUCAGGCGGGCGAGAAAACUGCUAUUUUCUGCCUGGCUCAGAAUGACUGGAAACUGGAACUGGCUUCUGACAACUUCUUCCAGAACCCUGACUUGUAUUACAGAGAACAGCGGCCAUCAGUCGACAAGAAGAAGCUAGAACACCUCUAUAACAGAUACAAAGAUGCGAGUGAACCGAAUAAAAUCCUGGUUGACGGUGUGAUGCGACUACUAGACGACCUGGAUUUAUCUCCCGAUUCGCGCUUAGUGCUGAUCCUUGCGUGGAAGCUGCGUGCUGCCACACAGUGUGAAUUUACGCGCGACGAAUUUAUGACGGGAUUUACCGAGCUAGGGUGUGACAGUAUAGACAAGGUCAAAAACAAGUUACCCACCUUGGAACAUGAACUUCGAGACACAGUCAAGUUCAAAGACUUCUACCAGUUCACCUUCAACUAUGCUAGGAACCCUGGCCAGAAGGGCCUGGACCUGGACAUGGCCCUGGCCUAUUGGAAUAUUGUCCUGCAGGGCCGCUUCAGACUGCUUAAUCUCUGGUGCCAGUUUCUGCAGGAACACCACAAAAGGUCCAUACCUAAGGACACUUGGAACUUACUACUAGACUUUGCCUUGAUGAUAAACGACGACAUGUCCAACUAUGACGAGGAGGGAGCGUGGCCGGUCCUAAUCGACGAUUUCGUGGAGUACGCACGACCCAUCGUCACGGGCCAUCCUACGCAAAUCUAGGGGCCGGGAGAUGCAUUUCUAGGACUCUUAUUUCAGCUCAACAACUUAGUUUUUACAAACGCAGUGUGUGGAAUGUUUGCCGUUUGGAAAAAGUGAAGCGCGAGGGCCAAGGUUCCGCAUUUGGCCACCAGGGUGCAGCGUCGCAAGAGGCGCGGCCUUUUUUUAAUUGAAUAUUCGUGGAGAAAUCGACCAGUCAUUAAAGCCAGUGGUUUCUCGAUGCUUAUACGGAAAGUCCUCAAUUUAAAAACACAUUGGGGACCUCCUGUAUAUAAUAAUAAUAUGAUAUACACAAUGCUAUAAUGAUAUACGCAAUGCUAUAAUGAUAUACACAAUACAGAAGAUUUUCAACGUGUUUGUAAGUCGAGGACGUACUGUAUAAAGACCUUUAUGAUUGGAAUUUACUAUUAAAAGAACAUUAUGCAA
Cherax quadricarinatus is the source of this 1260-nucleotide messenger RNA. It is a transcript of the gene SCCRO, whose product is annotated as defective in cullin neddylation 1 domain containing SCCRO. Gene Ontology annotation, molecular function: ubiquitin conjugating enzyme binding; cullin family protein binding; ubiquitin-like protein binding. Gene Ontology annotation, cellular component: ubiquitin ligase complex. The record is from RefSeq and is a predicted model, not a curated record. NCBI's taxonomy places the organism in Eukaryota, Metazoa, Arthropoda, Malacostraca, Decapoda, Parastacidae. Gene Ontology annotation, biological process: protein neddylation.